This is a messenger RNA of Strongylocentrotus purpuratus (purple sea urchin), 5903 nucleotides long. RefSeq names its product ras GTPase-activating protein-binding protein 2. NCBI's taxonomy places the organism in Eukaryota, Metazoa, Echinodermata, Echinoidea, Camarodonta, Strongylocentrotidae. Gene Ontology annotation, molecular function: mRNA binding. The record is from RefSeq and is a predicted model, not a curated record. Gene Ontology annotation, cellular component: ribonucleoprotein complex; cytosol.
UGAAAAUUAGAAUUAGUUUGCGCACUGUGAAUACAUGUGCAACAACAUUGACCGAAUAUCACGAGCCCAAUUUUUUGUGAAUUUUUUCGGUUUUUGAUUAUUAGAAAGCUGUAUAAUUCCAAAUACCGAUGAAAAAUUAGGGUUUCGUGAGGGACAGGAAAACAUUCUACUUGUGCAAGUGGUACAGUCAUGGUAAUGGCCACCAAUCCUCCGGCUGCGCCUCAGUCUGCUCCGGCCACAGCGGCUCCUACCAACCCGCCAAACUCUGCUCAAGGACCCAACCCUGCUGCCCCAGUCAACAACGUUACCCCCCAGUCAGUAGGACGAGAGUUUGUGCGACAAUACUAUACUUUACUCAACAAGGCGCCCAAACACUUGCAUAGGUUCUACACGAAUGCAUCUUCAUUCGUGCAUGGAGGAGUAGACCCUGAUGGGAGCCCGGAGGAUCCCGUUUAUGGCCAGGAGGCCAUCCAUGCCAAGAUCGUGUCACUGAACUUUCGUGACUGUCAUGCCAAGAUCAGGCAGGUGGACAGCCAUGGUACAGUAGGAGAGGGUGUCGUCGUGCAGGUGACUGGAGAGCUGUCCAACAAUGGGGAGCCGAUGCGUCGCUUUAUGCAGACCUUUGUGCUGGCACCUCAGGCAGCCAAGAAGUACUUUGUGCGAAACGACAUCUUCCGCUACCAGGAUGAAGUGUUCCAGGAUGAUGAGACAGAGAGUGAGCCUGACCUCCCGAUCGAAAUAGUUGAUUCUGAUGGCAUACGUGAGGAGAUCAGCUUGGUUGAACAGCAGCAGAGGAUUGCUACCCCAGAGCCCCAGGUCAUCAUCCCCAAGGAUCCCCCACAACCCCAGCAGGUUACUCCGUCAUACUACGAGCCCCAGCCUCCAGUAAGCAAUGGGUCGGCUCUACCGGAGUCUCCUGAAAAUACCCCCAUCAAGACUGCGGCCCCGGAGGUAGAAAGCUUCUCACCGGAGCCCCAGAUGGAGAUGGAAGAUCCUUCCCUCAACCUGCAGCAGCCUGUGAGGGCUCCUACCCCUCCUCCUGAAGAGAACCAUCAGGUGCUGGAGCAGGUGGAGGUGGAGAAGCCUCCUGUAGAGGAACCUGUCGAUAACACACCCAAGACAUUCUCAUGGGCGGAGAGAGCCAGAGGACAAACAGCUCCGAGCUCUGGUUUGGCAAGCAAACCCAUGGCAGCACCGAGCCAGGUAUUAGCCCCCAAACCGAUCGAGCCCAUCGGAGGCAUGACCACUCUCUCCCGUGACCCCCCACCAAGGGGUAAAGAGGUCCUGGCCCAGAGGGAACCCAGGGAAGGGAGCGUCGUGGACCCCCAGAGAGGAUGGGUGGGUCCUGGCUCUAACCCAGGCAUGACUGGUGGACCAGGUGCCGGAGGUGGAAGACGAGGAUUCGAGGAUGGACUUGAUAAGGGAAGGGGACCAUCCUCAGCAAGAUUUCCAGACAGUCAUCAACUCUUUGUUGGGAACCUACCACAGGACAUCAACGAUGAUGAACUCAAGGAGUUUUUCUCAGUGUAUGGGCGAGUUGUUGAGAUGAGGAUUAACCGUAACUCUGGACCCAAGCUACCAUUCUUUGGUUUCAUUGUGUUUGAUGACUCUGAGCCGGUGGAGAAAAUCCUCAAGCAGAAGAGGGCGAAGCCUAUCUUCUUCCGUGGUGAGCAUCGUUUGAACGUAGAGGAAAAGAAGAACCGAGAGAUGAGGCCCCCUCGUCUCCCUCGCGGUGACACAAGACCAGGCAGCGGCGGACCACCCCGUGGGGGCUCCAUGGGACGCGGCGGAGGACGUGGUAGCACCGGUGGUGUUGGAGGCAAAGGAGGUAGCGGCAGCGGACGUAGCUACAACCCACAACGCUAGACAUGUGACACUGGGAUGGACUCAAGGGAAGGGAAGGGUAGGGACCGAAAGAUAUAAACUAGCUAUGGCAAUCUCCAUAUUUGUUUCAGCGAUCCAAUGUAGUUUGUCGUGGUAGCUGGUGUACAAAGGGGAAUGGUAAGAAAACUGGGAUAUUUAAAUUCUAAAAGUGUGUGUCUCUAAUAAUGGGAUGGGACACUUCGAAUCUGACAAGGGUUCAGGUUCAGUACAUGUCCACUAUUGAAAAACAAAGACUAAGAUGCCAUUAGAUGUGCACUUGUUUGUGCAUAUUCCUGAAAUAAGAUUCACGUUGGAACAAUAUUCUUUGGCAGGUGUGUGUCGGAGGAUGGAUAACUGUAUGUAUGCAAACAAACUUUUCUUUUGAAACUUGUGAUAGUCUAGUACUGAGAAAUGCAAUUAAGGGGUAUAUUUUAAUAAAUCUGUUGUGGCAUUAUUGUGCCCUGUUCGUUUGAUAAUAAGAUUUAUUUUCAUGCUUUUCCCUGUGUAAUCAUACAUGUGUUAUGUGAUUGUUAGUCCAGUGUUAGUGUCAUGUACUGUGUAAACCUGAGAGGACGGGGGGUUGGGGUGAUAGGGAGGGGGUUCUUAUGUAUAUGAUUGUGUCUGUUUUGGAAGAGUCAUUACACUCAUUAACCGAUAUGCUUCUUAUGCCAAAGGACACAAUGUUGACUUUAUUUUAUGUUUUCAGGGUUCCUGAGUCAAUUUGGAUAUCAGAUUGGGCUGUGUUGAAUUUCAAAUUAAGUUCAACAAUACUUGUGUACAGUUGAUAAUUUAUUCAACUUACAGUUGUACAUGUGCCAUUAAAUAGAUUAUUGCUUAAUAUCAGAGACAGGUUUUUAUUCUUAUCAAGAAUAGCUCACCAUCAAACUAUGUACAGAGAAAAAUAUGUAGAUUGAAAGGGAACUAUCCCAACAGUUACAGAUCAUUUCCUAGAGCUUUAUUUUAUUGAUGGAGGAAAUAAUGGGCAUCAGAAACAAUUCCUAUUGUAAUCAUGAUAUUAUAUUUAGUAUUAAAGUUACCUCUAACAGUAUUUUUUCUGUUUAUAGUCCGAUUGUCGUACCAAUCAAUCUUCACUAUAUUUGAUAUCCAAAUUGACUCAGUCUUACUAGUGAAUAAUUGUGAAACUCUCCUGGUUUAUACCUUGGUGCCUUGUAGAUUAAUGAGAGUAUAAAUCAUUAAAAGCAGGUCAAAACGGGAGCAGAUAUGGUUCAGUUUAAUCAAGAGUAUUAGCAAUGCUAUCAAAAAUUUAAAAAUAUAAUGUAUUAGGAAGUGUGUGUGCUCAGAACAGUAUCUGUGUUGUACCUGUGUCAUUUGUGGCUGCCAAUCGUUAACUUAUCGGUGAUCUUUUAUUUCAAAACAUUGAUUCCCUCCCCCCUUAUUGCUGAAAUUCUUAUUCCAUUCAUUUUAUUCUGGGGGAAGAUUCCUUUGGGCAUAUAUUCAUUCUUUUCUCUGAUACUUGCAUGUAAAGCAUAGCAUGUUAGUCACAGCCUAGGUAAGAAUGAAUGUCAUGUAUUGCUAAAUUGUCUUGACCUGAGAGUGAGACUGAUGUGUGAGUGUGACUGAGAGGUGUUAGAGUGAGAGAGCAAUAUCGAGAGUGCAUGAAUGUUAAUUGUGUCUGGAAAGUCUUAAGACGCCUCAGGAAGAAGAAAUUUAAAAUAUUUUGGCCUGGGAUUCAAGAAAGCGGACUAACUCGAGUAUGACCCAGUCACCCAGACAAAGUGGGCGGCUUAACUUGCGUUAGACCUCUCACUCUGGAGUGCCAAGUACAAAUAACUGUUAUUCUGUAACUAAAUGAAUUAAAAUCUUGGCAUCAUGAAAUCGACUUCUCAGUUCCAUUUCAUGACUAGAUUCACUUCAUAUAUUGAUGGUUACAUAAUAGAAGUCAUUUUACAGUGUCUUGCUGACUUCUAGCUCUUCAUAUGUUCAUAGCACAGUGGAGUAAGUUAGUCCGCUUUUUAGAAUAUGGGCCUGAAAAUUGGAAGAAAUCUAAAGAUUUAUUGCCGGAUAUUUAUAUUAUUGGAAGGUGUGAUGUAAAUUACUAAUAAAGAAAAUAAGAAAAAAAUCUAAAACCCUUCAUGAUGUUCAUGCAUUAAUUGAAAUUCAAGGAUAAUAUAUGCACAAUGUAGUUAUUAUUGUUCUUAUCAAUUCACCAAGUAGAAGAAAAAUCUUUGAUUCUGUAGGAAGUCGUGUUAUGCUAUUUCCCUCAUCAAAUUCUUGUAUAUGCCACAGGCUUGAUAUUUCAUCCCAAUAUUUAUGGCUUUGAGCUAUCCGUGUCCUUAGAGUAUUUUUUCUUAAUAGAAGGUGAGGACAAGUUUGAGAUUAAAAAAUCAUUUUGUUUCACUAGAAUGAGGAGAGGGAAGUUGUCCUCCCCAUUUUAAUGUCUAGAAUAAAUCGGCUACUUUUCUUGUAAUUAUGGUCAAAAAGAGGAAGUCUUUUAGGAGAUAAACUAAUGCACUUUUACUUAUCAAAUCUAUUCCUAAAUCCACUGGAUUAUGGAGACGAUGCGAAGAGAGGACUCGAUACUAAGUGUGUGAUUGGGUGUCAUAAAGAGAAGAACACAAGAAAGAUAAUUGAACGUCAUUGUAAAAACUUUCUCACGUUCAUCCCAUCAUUACACAUUCUUUUCACGUCUUCAUGUUAUUUAUCCCUCUCAUCGAAUAGUUCUAUGGAUUUGUUAUGUUGUAUGAUACUUUCAUAUAGUCAUGAUGUCGUAUAGUAUAAGGAAUCUGUGGUGGUUGAAAUUUCCUCUACUUCAAGAUUAUCUGUUGCACAUACACUCAAAAUUUCAUGUCUCAAAAUUGAAGUGCAUGUGUUUUUCCAUAGGUCAAUGAGCUGUUUAAUACAAGAUAUUUUAUUGUUAUCUGGUCACUUUUUGAAUGAAUGCCUAGCAAAUUGUACAGUUUAAUCAAUUGGAAGCAGCUUAACUUGCCUAUAAUUUUUUUUGGUCAGAAUUUGAAAUAGUUUCCAAAACAUUUGGCACAUUUUUUAGUACAUUUGGUCUAAUUGUCUGUCCCCACUUUUCAUAAACCCCCAAAGUGUGCCAAAUAUUUUGGAUUACUAGUGCAAGUAAGCGAGCAUAUUUUGAGAAGUCUUUGUUAUACAUGUUUUUUCUUUUUGAUACAGUGCCAGCAUGUGAAAUUUAUUCGAUUGUUUAAAUUAUGUACAGUUUUUCAUGAUAAAAAAGAGAAAAUUGAUAAAUGAGAUGAUCCUGAUAAUUUUUUGAAAACAGGAUUAGUAAUUUGUGAAUGGCACAUCUGCAUUCCUUUUAUGAGCACGGGGAGAUGUAUGGCAUGUAAUGUUCACUCACUCGUCGGGUCCAGUUCUUGAGUACAUCUGUGUCCAAAUUUUGUAGUCGUCUUUGUUCCGAUACAUCAGUACACAUUGCUCAGUUGUGAUUACUUUCCCCCAUUUCAAAAGGCUUUGCCUAGUCCCUCUGAUGUGUUUUUUCUGUAGUGUAGUCCUAUGUUGUAUGUUGCUUACACUCUUUCACCAAAUGCAUGUUUAUGAGGUAGGAAGAAGAACACUUUGAUACCAAGCAAUCCAAUAUUAUAAUAGUCGUCCCUGUUCACAUUAAGAGUAAGUGAGUGGGGGAAGAGACAUUGAUGUAUGUUGUUGAUAAUAGAGCCUUGUGUGAACAGAGCUCUUCAUGUAAUGAUAGCGUGUGUGCAAUUUUUAAAUCAAAGUCAGAUCACUCAUUGUAAGGGUAAUGUAUGCAGUUAAUCUCGUACAUUAAACUAAUUGGUCAAACCAUGUCAACUGCACACUACUACAUACCUUUGUACUUAGAGGGAGCCUUUCAUGUGUGGUCGGUCGUCAAACUUCCACGUACUGGGGAAUAAAAGUAUACAUAGUUUUCAGCUUUUCAUAUUUUUGUUCUUUUUGUGUAAAAUGGGAUCCCUGGUUCAUGGAAGUUUCAUAUCGACCAGAAAGGGAGGGUUACCUCGGUGAUUAUUAGACAAAAAUACAUAAUUCCGACAAGAUUCGUGACAAUAAAACAGAACAGUUAUUAAUGCAAAAAUGAA